AAGUCACUUCAUAGCCAAACCCUCCAAACCGCCAAUCAACCUUACAACACCGCUACACGCCGGCCUCGAAACAAAAUGGCUGCGCAAACAGUCUCAAUAUGUAAAUUUGUCGGAACAAUCAGCUUGGGAAUUGCUACAGGUGUCUCAGCAACCCUCUCUACCCUCGCGCUACCCGCUCUCCUCGCUCUCCCAACCGCCCCUCACGCGCGCACAUCCCUCACUUAUCUCUCCACCAAAUCCACAAAUCUAUCCUCGUACCUUCGUCACGUCACAACCUUUACCCUCUUCUCCGCCUACCUGCUCUCGCCGCGACGAUUCAGACAUCCAUAUCUUCUCUACACGUCCAUCUUCGCCUUCGUAUCCGGCCCUGGUGUCGAAUACGCUGUGAGCUUUACAGAGGGCUCCGAUGAAAGGAUGGUCAUGGAAUUGGAGGCGCAGGGCGAUGAAGUGAAUGGCGAGCAAGUCAGGCAGGCGGUAGAAAGGAAGCAGAGGACUGAGUGGGUCAAGACGGCCUUGGCGGGUGUUGCGUUUGCAAUGCAGGUUGUAGGCUUGUGGGGUGAUGGCGCGUAGGAACAGACAAGUCAUGGUGAACAACUGUUUCUGCGACUUGGCGUGCUGUGGAACUGUCACAUGGACAAGUCCAACUUGGACAUUGCAUGCCCACAGACUCUUCACGGCUUGAGCAGCGGCUGCAGGUGGGUGGUGGGAACAGAUGACGAUAGAGGCUGCAGAUUUUGUACCAAGACGCUGGCAAAUGGUGUAUCUUUAUCGUUCAUUCUCUUCUCCUCUUUGAAGCUGGUUUUCGUAUAUAAUUGGUAUUCAGCGAGCAAUCUCACAUCUCCUUUAGUAUAUAUCUAAUUCAACUCAUCUUAUCCAA
Messenger RNA from Pyrenophora tritici-repentis Pt-1C-BFP, 877 nucleotides. RefSeq lists its product as uncharacterized. Gene Ontology annotation, biological process: autophagy of mitochondrion. Gene Ontology annotation, cellular component: mitochondrion. The record is from RefSeq and is a predicted model, not a curated record. Lineage: Eukaryota; Fungi; Ascomycota; Dothideomycetes; Pleosporales; Pleosporaceae.